This is a messenger RNA of Calliphora vicina (urban bluebottle blowfly), 4103 nucleotides long. RefSeq names its product dalmatian (gene dmt). Bases 124 to 3873 code for a protein of 1249 amino acids. NCBI's taxonomy places the organism in Eukaryota, Metazoa, Arthropoda, Insecta, Diptera, Calliphoridae. The record is from RefSeq and is a predicted model, not a curated record. The transcript has 5 exons.
AAAAAAACUAGAAGAAAAGAGGCGCGAGGAAUACAGUGUUAUACAUUACAGAGUUGUAUAUCGUAUAACAGUUAUCGGUGUACAAUGUUGUUAACUCGGAUAUUUCAAUUAUAAUUAACUAAAAUGGUAAAAGUCAACGAAAGCACUAGAAAUAGAGCUAAUACAGCAAAAACAACCACGCCUACGAAAAUUAUGAAUGGAAAAGUUAAAAAAGUGCGUGUAAACAUAAAUAUGAAAAACUCUUUUAACAUUAAUGUGGGAACCUCCAAAGUAAACUCAAUUGGAAUUAUAGAUCCAAAUGCUACACUAAAAACUCGUUUAUGUUUUUUAAAAUUACGACGCAACUCACACAACAACAAUAACAAUACAUUGCAGGCUCAGUGUAAAGUUAAUAAUAAAAAUGAAAAAACAAUCUGUGAAAUUGAAAAACAAACACGAUCAGUAGACGAGUCUUCAAAGAAUGUUGAUGGAAAUGUAAAGACAACUAAUAGAGAUAUAAAAGCAAACAUAAAUAACCAAAUAAUAAACAUUACUAAAGCUAAAACGAAUAAUUCAGCUUCAAAAACAAAUUUGGACAUAGACGUUAACAAUGAAACCAAUACAAAUCGAAGUUCAGAAAUAUCCCUAAAACCGUGUCGUAUUAGGUUAAAACGUAUAGAUUUAGUUAAAACAAGGCAAGAGGAGGCACAACCUGAGGAUAAACAUGUGAAAAACAAACGAAUCGAGCAAAUAACAAAAGAGCCAUCAAUACCUAGCACUGUCAAAAGAUUUGUAGUUAAAUUACAAAGGAUCCCAUUUACGCAAAAAUCUAAUGAUAUUGUAAAAGAUCCUUCAAAGCCCAGCUCUACCAAAAGUAGUGUAGUUAAAUUAAAACAAAUUCCGGUUACGCGAGAGUGUUCAAUAAAAAUACGAAGAAUACCAAUUUUACUGAGAGACAAAGGAAAUGGUGAAUACACAGAAACUGUAUCAUCAAGCUAUUUAUCGACAAUACCAGUAAUUGAUAAAAGUAAACGUGAUAAUUUUUAUAAAUUAAGUUUAACAAAAUCAUUAAGAAAAUCCUCAGAAAAUAAAGAAAAAGUAUCUGUUAUGAAUUCAAACCUAGAAGAUAAUCAACAAAAAAAGAAUCCGGAAUCUAAAACAAUAGAAAUUCGUAAUAACAAUAACACAGAAAUAUGUAUAACAAAUAAUUUAAAAGAUCAGACAUGCCCUAAACAUUUAGGUAAAUUAUCCUUAAGAAGGCCAAAUGGACAAAACAAUAAAAAUGUAACAACAAAUUUUGAAGUAACGCAGUUUGAACCACAACAAAACUCUACAAUUUGUUUUGAGCCUGCAAGAAAUUCUACUUUAUUGGAAUUUGGUUUUACUAAAGACAAAAAUAAAGAGUUUCCAAAAGAAAAGCCCAAGGAAGUAACAUCUUCUAAAGACAAGCCUUCAUCCCAAAAUCUGGUAAAUCAAUUUGAUGUAAUUGCAUCUCUAUUACAACCACCAUUGAAAUCACAAGAUAAGAGAAACGAAAAUGAAGUAGUGAAUAAUAAAGAAUCAGAGAAAGAAAAUAAUACCGAGAAUAAGGCAGAAACAGAAAAUAAUAUUUUACCUUCCAAUAAUCAGACCAAACAGUCUUUUCAUCGUAAAAAAGAAGAGACUCAGGAAAAAUUGGCAGCUAAUCCAAAAAUAAAAGCUGUUGGAACACAAAAUAAUAUCUCAUAUUCUAAGAAUCAGAACAAUAAAUUCUUUCAUAAUAAAAAAGAAGAGGCCCAAGGAAAUGUUGUGAAAGAUGUACCUGAGCCAAAAACAACAUCUACACCUAAACCUCUAGAAGUCACAAAAAAACGUCGUUAUUUUACAAAACGUUCUACUAUGGUAAAACGAGACAAUAUAUACGAAUUUUUAUCACAAUCUCAAACAUCGGAUUCGGAUGGUACUGCAAAACUUUCAGAUCCAACAGCGGAUAUUAUUAAGAAACUAAUAGAACAAGGAAAAGUACGAGUGGCCACCAAUUGUAAAGGAAAAGGUAAACCGAAAUUUAAACGAAAAGUUCCUCCGAAAAAAAUGAAAAAAAUAAAACAAACAGGCGUUCAAAAAUUAAAACAAUUGAAAAAUGACAAAAAUAAAGCGACAGCCUCAAAGAUACACGAUAUCAUAGACGAUGAAGUGGUAGUGGAGAACAUAAAUUAUUUUGAGAAUUAUGAAUCACCUCCCGAUGAUGACUACGACAUGGAAAAUGAAAGGCCUGAAAUUGCUACUAAGAGAUUGAACAACUACAAGAAUAAAAAUCAUUCCAAUGAUCAGGAAGGAACAUUUAGUCGCUUAGCUAGAACCGUAUUAAUAAAUGAAGCGGGACGUUCUGAUUUACAAAGGAAAAAUGCUUCAUUAUUAUUAGAAAAGGUAAGAAAAUAUAUUAGUACACCAAAAAACAACCAAAUGCCUUCGCCUCAAGCAGCCUUAGAAUCGGAAUUAUCUCCUAUAACUAUACUGCCUAUACGACCAGCAACAAAAGCAUCUCCGUGGCGAGUUGAUGAAGAUGCUUAUUUACCUAGAACUUUUAAUUUUGCUCGAAGCUCGGGAAAUUUACCAUCAUUUUCCAGUGAUUUUAUACCAUCAACACCCAUUAAAGAGAAACCGAAAAACCAUGUAAUUAUGCAAGAGCAAAUAUCAGUAACCAACAAUCAAAACUCAGUACCAGAUUUAACGACUCUUCAAAGCCCCCUUAAUAAUGCUGUAGAAAAUAUACAACCACAAAUACAAACACCCAAUGAAAAUGAACCAUCUGUAUUGUCGUCAUUUUCAUCCAACGAUUCCAACGCAGAGAAUAUGGCACCUCCUAUGCCCAUACAAGAAAACAACAAUGAGAAUGAAAAUAUAUUUGAUUUAAAACAACUGCCAAAUCCUCGAAGAGCACUAAAUUUUCGUAGCCCACUAAAAGCCAUAAAUAUUUUAGAAGUAGUACACUUGCCUCCAUAUAAAAAUGCAAAUAAAACUCCCAACACCAAGAAAUCUGGAGCCGAAGAAGUUGAAAUGUUCGGCUUUGAAGAAAAUUUAGGUGAAGAAUCUUUGCAAGCAGAUCAAAAUGGCCAAAAUAUUGAGUCCAUUAAUGUUUCCCAACAAGCAGUUAAUAAUAAAAAAACUAAAAAUCAUUGCAAUGAAAAUCUUUUCGGCUUUGAAGAUUUUUUAUCUCAAACGGAAAUUUCAAGCCUAGAUUGUGAUGAGAUAAACAACAGUGAAACUACAACAAAUGGACAAAAUCAAACUAUUCAUGACAAAUUACAGAAUUUACGAAAAUUUAAACCUUCUGAAAACGAACUUCAAUUAAGUUUACUUGAAGGCAAUUUGCGAAAUCCUUUAAUAUCAAUACCUUUAUUUGAUGAAGGUUCUUCAAAAGCAGAUGGCAUGAGACAGAGGGGCAUUAAAGAAAUGCUUUGCUCUACCCUGAUAAAUCCAGAACCGUCAACAAGUAAAGAGGCUUUAACACAAUUAAAAACAACAAAUUGGAAACAUUCAAAAAGACCGAACUUUGGCGUGGAGUUAGAUGUAAGCGAACUAUUAUUUAAAGAUCCCGAACCAGAAACCACUUUUAAUGAAAAUGAUGCUCAUCGUACUUAUAUACGCCCUUAUAAGCGUAAGCGCCGCUUAAAACAAAAUAAAUAUGUAAUGUUUUUAGACAGCGAUGAAUCCGGCGAUGAAAAUAAUUCGGGAGAGCAACGAAAACAUCAGCAUAGUCACGAAACCGAUACUAGUUCGGAAAAGGCUCCAAAAAAGAAACGACAACGCAAAGAGCCCAAAGAAAAACCAGAACUUACCGAUUUUGUGGAUGAAUUCAACGAGAUGUGUAAAGAAGUUGAUAGCUAUGAGUUAAUUGUGGAAAAGAGUGCAUAAGAGUUUAUCGGAUGAUACUGUCAUAUACGUAUUUAUUUUAAUUGGAAAUCAGCAGUACUUUUUUAUUUACCUUAAAAAGAAGUUUGAUUUUUAAUUUUUAAAUUUAUUUUAGAUGUUAGCUUUUUGCUGCAAUGCUAAUUUUUAAGUAUUUUAUGUUAUUUUUGUUUUAAUUAAGUGUUCUAAAAAAAAUAUAUUGAUUGAUUCAAUUUCCACCAUUCUGAUUAUAUAAA